Messenger RNA from Somion occarium, 4301 nucleotides. NCBI's taxonomy places the organism in Eukaryota, Fungi, Basidiomycota, Agaricomycetes, Polyporales, Cerrenaceae. The record is from the annotation of a GenBank genome assembly.
CUUCUGGCUGUUCGAGUACACAACUGCUUGCAGCUGGAAGAUCUAUCCAGAGGAGUGCUCUUAAUAAGUUGCAGUAUUUAGAUACUGUGGGACAUUCGGAUCCUGAAUAUAAGACUAGGCGGGCCCUGUACGAGAAUCUCGCAAUACAACCUCUUCCCAUUCAAAAUCCAAACGUUGAUAUGCUCUCCGAUCCCAAUUUUCCCGAACCUCAGUCGCAAUCGGAUGCCCUUAUAUUCAGGAGACUGGACAGGCGCGUACAAAUGGCUGGAUUAUGGUACCAGGAGCAGGUGCUGUUUGCAGAACAGUACAAGCAUGAGGUAGACAGAGUGCAAGCCGAGCUGGCCCUUUUCCAUGAGGAGUUAGAGGACCGUCGACGGUCAAGAUCUAAAGGCAAGGCCCGCGCGACGUGUGUGUCGCGCAUGUACAGAUCUCGUUUGCAGUGACAAACCACUGGAACAUUUUGAAUACCAGCGAUCCUCGUGCGUGCGAGACCACGCCCAGUAGUCUCCGUUGCUGCCUAUGUUCGGAUGACAGUCGAUCCAAAAUACCCGAUCCGAGUGGCGGAAUGGUAUUCUUUUCCAUCAUUGUUCAUUUUCAUUGUUUACCCGGCACCAUUGUUCUCAGAAAGAGGCCACACCACACGUGUCUGACUGUGGUUGACAAUCAGAUAUAAGUACACGCGGACCAGCUGAGCAUCCUCUCCAACAUCCACUCCGUCCUCACCUCACUAUCUGCUCAGUCUCUCGCUCAAAGUGCCAACACUGAAGAAUUCAAUCGAUCAAUGUCGAAUACCAAGAACUUCAACAGGCCACAGGCCACAACGGACAUCGACUCCAAGUUAGGCGUUUUGCAAUACGUCGAACGCGACAUCGACAGCGAUGCCGACGAGGAAUUCGAUGAAAUGCUUGUAGGCGACAUAAUGAGACUGGAACGUUAUGGAAUCAAGCCCAUGGAGACACCCCAUGAGCUUCUGAUUUAUAUUGUCGCGCGCGAUCGCAGUUUAAACCGGGCCUACGAAGAUCACAAAGCAGCCGAGAACCUAGUCAAUAAAUAUCCUGCCCUAGUGCCGUUACUUAGAGAAGCAUGCGAGACGAAAAGCUUCGCUAAGGUGCGAUCUCUCGCUAUACUUCAACCAAAGCCUCGAGAUGUCGAGGAACUUUGGAAGACAUCGAAUGUUUCAAGAAUUCCCUAUGAACUUGGUAUCAUAAACCCCGAGGAACACGCCUCACUCGAUGAAGAGAUAUCUGCAAUGAACAUAGGGCCUGAUUCUGUGGGGUUCUUGUACUUCAUCAUCGAGACGGCACAGGGUCGUGGGCUGAACUUGAAGUCGAUGGAAUAUAGUCAGACUCGUGCUUACCUGCAGUCGCAUCCCGAACUUGAAAGGAUUAUAGUGGAGCUGAGGAAAGCUCCAAAAUCGUCACGAUCAUUCGCGUCCCUGAGACUCAUAUGUGACUUUUGGGUGCAGCUUCCAUACGCAGAGACCAAGGAACAAAUCGUUGAGCAAGAGGAAGCAAUACGACAAGCUUGGACCACACAGUACGAAGGAAAUUGCGCUACGACUCUAUUAUGCAGCAUGACCGUCAUGAACCAAAAUCGCGGUACGCGGAUGUAUGGGAAUAUGCUACCAAUCGUGCAGAGCUCAGGAAUGGGAAAAUCUCGCGCCGUUCACGAAGUAGCUGGUUCAAUAUUUACGUUGCCUCUUAAUGUCCGUGAUGACAGUCGAGCAAUGUUUGCAUUUCCUCGGGCCGAUGAAGAAGUCCGUAAAUUUUUGCUCUCACUAGGUGUUUUAGAUGCUAGUUACUCUGGCGUCCAUCGCGAUAUGCGAGUAUUUCUAUUGCACCUCUUCGACGUCACCCGACAGGUGAUCAAUGCUGCCCCCUUCGUGAAUGGACACUAUGCACGCCUCUCCGAUUUAGCUCUCGCAUGGCGAGAUUAUCUGGCUCAGGCUGUUGACGGCCCACAACUUAGGACUUGUCGAGGUGCCUUAUACUCACAGGUAAUACAGAGUGCACAAACUGCCUUCGAGGAUCGGAAAAAAGCCCUCAGCAUGUUUACUGGGGAUGCUCUGAAGGUGCAGAUAGAGAUAAUGGACAAACAAGAGGUCACGUCUCUCAUAAAGUCUGCCGAGGAAUUAGCUCGCGCUGUCCAGAGUCUGGUUGACGAGAAGAAUAAGAAUGCCAUCAAGAUAUUCCUCUAUUUGGACGAAGCCAAAACCCUUUCAUCACAAGACGUAUCUGGCGAACCAGACUCCAACUAUUACGACGCGCUCCUUUCAGCCCUCGCGGAUCUCGUUCCUGUGGCCGGUUUCUUUGCUACUACGCUGUCCACCACUUCUAGUCUGUCAAAGCACGCUAGGACGGCUGAACAACACCACUCUGACCGCUGGAUGGGGGAUGCGAAGAAAUCCGCCCUCCUUCAAGCCCCUUACACCGAACUAUCUUUUGAUUGUUUACCAAACGGAAAGCCGAUUUUUUACCCGGGUCAGAUGACACUCGACGAGAUUGCAUCCGUUGAGUAUAUGGUCAAGUUCGGCAGACCUUUGUUUUGGACCCAGUGGAACAAUGCUACCGUAAAUUCCACAACUAGGAACAACAUGAUUAACUUUGCCAGGCACAAACUCACUGGCCAUCAAGCUCCAUCUCAGAGAGGCGGAUCGAGGGCCCUUUGCGGAAACAGAGGCGGCAAUAUUGCAGCUAUUUCGACUCGCGUUCUGCUGGACUUCGAACCUUCUAGGCAAAGAGCUCGCAACAUGGAAGCCGGUCUGGUUGAAAACCACAUGCGGGUUGCAUUCAGCGUCCCGAUUCAUCGUGAAUAUGUUCGUUCUGGAACUCCGUCGGAGCCUAUUCUCGCAGAAGCUGCCGCCCAGCACAUGGAUGACUCGAUGACGGAGGACAUCACUGUGACGGAGGUGGCUAGCAUUUUUGAAGACGGCAUAGUGAAUAAAGGCGAACAAGGAGAACUUGCAACGCGGCUCCUCUUGACCCUUGCAUACGAUCGUGCUGUGAAAGCGCAUUAUGGUGAAUCUCAUGCGAAUAAUCUGUACAGUCAAGGCGUUCCCGUCGUGAAAUUUCUUCAGGAACUCUUCUCAGAGGAUGUCAUAGAGAGCAUACUUCAUUCCUAUCCGGAGGGAUGUCCUGGAAGCACACUGGAGGAGGCAUUCGAGGAUGGAUGGGUUCGGUUCACGCAUUGGGGGCGCUUUGGGAACGACAACGAAAUCGACACUGAGGCGGCGCUCGCGGCCUUCGCUAGGGGUAUGGCCAUUCAGGUUAAGCCCAUCCAGGCCGUCAUCGACUGUGUUGUGCCAAUUGUUUUCAUUAAAAACCGAGCGGAGACCAAGAUAUCCGAACGGGAGGUGACAGCCGUCUUAAUCCAGGUCAAGACUAUGGAAAAGGCGGUGACGCUCACAAUCGAUGCCGAUGGUAGAAAGAAGAAUAGCAACCCAGAGGCGAAGGUGCUACAGUUCUUUCCCCUGAACUGCACGCAUCAUCGGCCAUACAUCACGAUUCUCAUGCAACAUGCCAUUCAGACCGCCAAGGUAACAGCUAGAUAUCAACCCUUGACAGCAGAGCAGGCUGCGAAGCGUCCGCCGUCGCCUUCGAAAGUACUUCUGAAGGGGAGAGCUUCGACUCGUCAUACUGCCGACAACACCAAAGAGGGAGUCAAGAAUAAUACCACUCCUUCAGAACCGGCCGAUACGCUUCAUCCCCGUUACGCAAUAGAUGUUCAUGGGUGCUCGCCAUCUGUAUACGGUGUUGUCACCCCAAAGCAGACAGCACUUUGGGCGCAACUACUAGCGGCAAGAGGUCUACUGGCCGAACACGCAAGACAACAAGACGAGAACAUUUCAGUUUUGAAAAGUUUGAAGCCCACAUGGAUUAGGGGUCCCGAAUGCUAUGGAUAUACCGCUCAACCGUUGAUGAACAUAUCGUCGCACAAGCCGACUUGAGUCUGCUCACAAUGUCCGGCUGUCAUUUUGAGCAGUGUCACUUUUUGAUGAUUAUCUCACCUUUUAUGUCCUCUCUACCAACGUCAAGAGAUUGUAAUAUUCUUCGCCGAUGUAGCAAAGAUCUCAAUCUCACUGCUGUAUACAUAGAUCAAAGCCCAAAGUCUGCUUGUCUUUACUUCGUCAAUCAAUGAUUCAUCUGAAUGUUUUGUCUCGAACAAAGUCGGCCUUCACUACCACCUAAAUUACCCCUGCAGGAAAUCUCGGUUAUUUUGGACAUUCUUGCCAGGCAAGGUUUUUGAAAAAUUAUCUGGAUGUCUCCUCUUCGUUGCGGUGAGUAUAAAUGCCAAGCCCUCAU